CUCCAUCCUAUCUGCAUCCCACCUGCAUCCAAUCUGUAUCUCUUCUCUAUCUCCAUUUGAUACGGAAUCAUGGACACUCGAUAGAUAUUCAUACCUAGAGAUAGCACCGACCUGUCCUCAGUCGAUAAGACUCUUGGAGAUACCGGAGAAUGGUCCAGGCUCCAAGAGCCCUCGCGGUCUGCAUCCAUGGGAGCCGAUAAAGACCCUGCUGACAGACCGCGUCGGGCGCGAGUAGAGCGUGCCAGGCGAUCUAAGAAUGGUUGCGCUACCUGCCUCAGCAAGAGAGUCAAAUGCGACGAGCAGCGCCCCUACUGUGGUCGUUGCAUUCGAUUGCACUUGCCAUGUGAAUGGCCCCGACCCAAAGCUUCACUGGCUGAGAGGCGCAGAGGAUUUGGUCCCCUCAAGCGUCGUGAUCGCGAUCUCUGGUCGCCUUGCUCCAUCGUCCCGAAGGGUGAAUUGACUCCGUCGUUGCAACCGGAUGAGUCUGCGCGACAACCCAUGGUCACCAAGGCCAAUGAGCAAGAAUCUAAUGAUGCAGCCUCGGGCAUCGUUUCUCAAUCGUCCGGAAACCCUCCAGACUUGAUAGACGAAUGCGAAGCGUCUGGACUACUGGUACCCGAUGGCUACGAGCAUGAUGCGGCACCGUCACCAAGCUAUGGAACACCGGUUUCCCUAUCAAGCAGCGUGCUCGAUAGUAUACACGACACGCUUCCGCUGCUACAAAUGCCGCUUGCGCUCCCUAUGUCAAUGUCGCCCGAUACGUCCUUCAUCCACGUCGCAGACACAGCUCCUGCUCUAGGCACCAACGACAAACAAGCUCUAAGCUUCCAUCGCGCGGUUUUCGCCCCGUUGAAAUCAACUCGACACUGGACUUGCUCCGCACAAGCCUUGUUUGUCGACAGAGCAUUUGAGAAACGCAUGGCUUUUCAUUUCCUUCUCGCCCUGUCCUACAGCGAGCUGGCGAUUUACUAUGGCCACGGUUCCCGACCACCGCAGGAGUCCAAGAGGCAUUUUGAGCGGGGUUCCCACUUAUUCUUGCAAGCACAGAAUCCAUUUGCUGCUACAGACCACGUCAGCACAAUGCUCUCAUUUCUGUAUCUCUAUAUGUUUUGGAUGCGGCGGGAUCGGCUAGAUGUGACGAAACUCGAGGAUCUGAGCAGGACAAUUAUGCUCUACGUUAGAGCACAUGGGCUGGACGAUCUUUGUGCCAGCGAGGAUUUGGCUUCGCUCACUGGGAACAGUUGCACAAGCUUGGAGUCUCCGCCCGACCAGGCUCUCCUUGCCAGGAUACUGGUAUAUUUGUACGAUCGCGACGGGUUUUGCGGCUUUUUCGGCUGUGGGGGAUCAUUCGCCCGGCAUAUGAGUCAAGAUCCAGAGAAGCGACGGAAGGUUUGGAUACGAUCGCGUACUGCCUUCUUGCUUCCUCAAACCCCUUGCAUGCGCGCAUCUGCCAUAUUUGACAUGGAGGACGCGGCAACCCUUGACGCUUACUUCGACCUCAUCGGUUUGCACCAGGAAAUAAAUGAAUACAGCCAGAGCUCGCAGCAGGAAGCCGCAGAAAUCGAACCCCGACUGCGACGUCGAAUAGACACGGUGCAGCAGGACCACUUAUUUCUUCCAUUUUCCUUCCCGGAAAGCGACUCUCGCCUAUCGCUAAUGUCGUAUGUCACGAUUACCUUCUUUCACGCACUCCAGUUGUAUUUCUACCGAAGUCGCGAGUCUGCCUUCGGACAGCGACCGGUUUCAAAGCACCUGCAGAAAACUCUUAACACGCUAGUCUCGACUGCAUAUCACACCGUCAGCACUGGGCCAGUCCAGCUCCUCGAACGAUUUCAGUGGUCGCUAUUUAUUGGUGCCCUGGAAACUCACGAUCCAGUUCACCGGCAGUGGCUCGUGGACCACAUUUCUGAUCCCGGCCUCAAGGCAGGGACCCAGUUGAUCCAGACGAUCAAACAUCGAUCUGCCAAUGGAAUCACGAUGCAAAAUCUCAGAUGGUUGAUCAGCGGAACUAAUUCGGCGGGCUUGGCUGGUGCGAGUCGGUAAAAUCUUGAACACGCUUCUUCGUAUAUGGCGUGUUCUGCCCGUGUGUUGUUGUCGAUUCCAAUCUCGCCAAUAUGAACAGUGC
Messenger RNA from Aspergillus steynii IBT 23096, 2125 nucleotides. RefSeq names its product Zn(II)2Cys6 transcription factor. The record is from RefSeq and is a predicted model, not a curated record. The transcript has 3 exons. The coding region runs from base 187 to 2043 and encodes 618 amino acids. NCBI's taxonomy places the organism in Eukaryota, Fungi, Ascomycota, Eurotiomycetes, Eurotiales, Aspergillaceae. Gene Ontology annotation, molecular function: zinc ion binding; DNA-binding transcription factor activity, RNA polymerase II-specific. Gene Ontology annotation, biological process: regulation of transcription by RNA polymerase II.